AUGCCUCUCGAAAAUCGACCGCGACUUCACCGCAUACCCCUAAGCAAGCGAAAUCGGGCUGUCGUGAGGGCUCUUAACCCAAUGCUGGUAACCUAUUUGGAAGCCAGCCGGGACCUUCGCGAGACGGACUCAGUUCUUUUUGGCGCCGCAGUGGCAGCUUGCCGUAUUAUUGGCGCCAAACUUCCCAUGGCUGGACGUGCUACUAAACAAAGUAGCGCCAUCCCAGCCUGGAGAAAAAGAAUUGAGGACCGUAUCGCAAAGGCAAGGGCCCUUAUCGGCAGACUGAUAAGCUUCAGGUCGGGUAAUAAUAGACCGAGGGUUGUGCGCACCGUUAGAAUGGCGUUUGCUGGGACAAAUAUCAGUUUGUCCCAGCCGGAUAUCACGCAGAAACUAACGGAGCGCAUAGACGACCUGAAGCAAAAGAUUGCCGCUUGGGGGAAGCGGAUUCGCCGAUUUACCGAGAGGUCAAGGCGGUUCAACCAGAAUCGUCUCUUCCAGAGUGAUCAGAAGAGGCUCUACAAAUCAUUGGAGCGACCAGAGGUAUGUGGAGCGGGCCCAGGACCGGAUCAGGCUAACACUGUCGCAUUUUGGCGUGGCCUGUGGUCAGAGCCCGUAAACCACAGCGAGGGCCCUUGGACGGAAGUUGUGGCGAGUCAGUGUGCGAGUAUUACGCCCAUGGACCCCGUCAUCAUAACGCCGGAUGACGUAGCUGAGGCGGUCCGUAGAGCCCCGAACUGGAAAAGUCCGGGACUCGACGGACUGCAUCACUACUGGCUGUAG
This is a messenger RNA of Parnassius apollo (apollo), 780 nucleotides long. The record is from the annotation of a GenBank genome assembly. NCBI's taxonomy places the organism in Eukaryota, Metazoa, Arthropoda, Insecta, Lepidoptera, Papilionidae.